This is a messenger RNA of Salvelinus sp. IW2-2015, 2135 nucleotides long. Lineage: Eukaryota; Metazoa; Chordata; Actinopteri; Salmoniformes; Salmonidae. The record is from RefSeq and is a predicted model, not a curated record.
GAUUUAGUGGGGACUGAUCUUCCAGGCUUUUUGGAAAGACUCCGCAACAGCACUUUUAACCUCCUAGGUAGAAUAGUUGCAUCACCUGCAACUAUUUCUACUAUUGUUAAUAUUCUAACAAAUGUUGCAAAUGUGUCCCGAAGUACCCCAAUAAACAAACCAUUGAUGAAGAAUUUCCUGGAAACGGCAGGUGUACUUACUUCCAAUGAAGCAAAAACCUCCUGGGGUGAUCUAAACAAAAACCUCACCAAAAACGAAAGCUCAGCCUUUCUGGGAACCAUUGAAACAAUUUCCAAUUUCCUUACCGAUGACUUUUUUGACAUAGAAACGCAAGGCAUUAAUUUAAACAAAACCACAGUCAACAACUCAGUCAACAACUUAUUCAAUUUAAACUCGUCUGUYCUGAUAGACAUACCAGCAUCUGAAGCUUCCUUCAAUUCAAUCACCAUAAUAACAUUUGACUCCUUGUAUAAUGUUUUACCUGCCAGAAACAGCAGCAGUCGGAACAACAGUGUCAACACCAUCAACGGAAAAGUGGUUCUGGUGAAGGUGAAUGGCACAAUCAAGAAUGUGACUUUCCGUUUUGACGUACUGAACAAGACACUGGCCAAUCCUCAGUGUGUUUUCUGGAACUUCAACCUUUUUGACGGCCUUGGAGGAUGGGAUGAUAAAGGAUGUGAACUGCAGUCUGAUAAGAAGUCAGACACUGUCACCUGUCACUGUAAUCAUCUCACCUCCUUCUCCAUUUUGAUGUCGCCUUCCAUUCCAGGUGUGUUAAGAGUCGCUUUGGAUCUUAUCACUUACAUUGGAGUUGGCAUAUCAAUGGGUUGCUUGGUUGUGUGUCUCAUCAUUGAGAUGUUGGUAUGGAAGGCUGUGACUGGAAACAACACAUCUUACAUGCGUCAUGUCUCUAUAGUGAACAUCGCCUUUUCCCUUCUGAUUGCUGACAUUUGGUUCAUUAUUGGUGCAGCAAUUUCCGACAAUGAAAAAAAAGAUCUACCUGCGUGUUCCACAGCAACAUUUUUCAUCCACUUUUUCUACCUGGCUCUGUUUUUCUGGAUGUUGGUCUCAGGCCUUUUGCUGCUCUACCGGACUGUCAUGGUUUUCUCUCACAUGUCUAAACCAGCAAUGUUGGCCAUCAGUUUUUCUUUGGGCUAUGGAGCUCCCCUCAUCAUUGCUGUCUUAACUAUCGCAGUGACAGCCCCAGGGAAACAAUACAUUAGAGGGAAWGAUGKGGUUUGCUGGCUCAMCUGGAMAGAGUCAAWGGCCCUUCUGGCUUUUGUGAUCCCUGCCCUGACCAUAGUGGUCAUCAACCUUUUGAUCYUGAUUGUGGUUCUGUUCAAAAUGCUGAGGAGAGGUGUGGGGGAUGUUACCCAGCCAGAUGAGAGAAAUGCUUUGGUGGUCAUCGCCAGGUGUCUGGCCAUUCUGACUCCCUUCUUUGGUACUACCUGGGGACUAGGAGUAGGAACCAUGACUAMASCAAACAAUCUAGGAAUCCAUAUUGUGUUUGCGAUCUUCAAUUCCUUACAGGGUUUGUUCAUCUUGGUAUUUGGAACACUUUUGGACAAAAAGAUCCGGGAAGCUCUGACAGGAAGGUCACACGUGUCCUCCAACCGCACAAGGACCACAAGUGCUGCAACAUCAUCGUCAAGUGGUUUGGGAUUUUUCCGGAUACGGARGAGAAAUGUUUUCAACGUUUCAGCAGCUCCAACAUCCAGCACUACUGGUGCAUCAGAGACUUUCAUCAACACUUAACUCAAUGCAACAAAUGUGAUUAUUAUGAAAUAACCUGACAAUCAAAAGGUGUUGACACACAUCAUCAGUUGACGCACUAGGUUACAGUAGCUAACACCUUGAAUGUGACCUURAAGUGACUGCCACUAAGAUCUGACCCCAGCUCACAGUGACGUCAUUAGGGGUUAUGUCUAACACAAAGCGAUUCAUUCUGAACUAUAUGGUAUUUGAACUUUUUAUCGGGAUUGUUUAGUAUUAUAUUGAAUAACAUGAUUAUUGUUUUUUUGGGGUGUGGGGGUGUUUAAAUAAGAGUAUUACUGUGUAAAUGGAUUAAUCAGCUAACAUGAAGAAUGGAGAUUGUUUCUGAAAUAACACAUUACAUUCUCUCUUUGAAUAAUUCA